This is a messenger RNA of Miscanthus lutarioriparius, 741 nucleotides long. Lineage: Eukaryota; Viridiplantae; Streptophyta; Magnoliopsida; Poales; Poaceae. The record is from the annotation of a GenBank genome assembly.
AUGGCCGCCGCCGAUCGUGUCCUCCACUUCCUCCGCGGGCCAACAGGCUCUCCGGCCGCCGCUGCCCCCGCCCGCGCGGCUCGCCGGGGUCUUCCACAGACGCAUCGCCUCCACUUCAGGCAGGCUCCUGCGGGGACGCGGCGCGCGUCCGUGUCCUGCCGCAGCUCGAGCACCAGCAGCAGCUCUGGCGGGGAGGGGAGACCGAUGUACAAGGAUGCCGGUGUGAACGUCGACGCCAGCAACGAGUUUGUGCGCCGCAUCGCCAGGAUGACACCCGGGAUUGGCGGCUUCAGCGGUCUCUUCGCUUUGGGGGACGACUACCUUGCUGCUAGCGCUGACGGAGUGGGGACAAAGCUGAAGCUUGCUUUCGAAACUGGUAUUCAUGAUACAGUUGGCAUUGACCUGGUGGCAAUGUGCGUCAAUGACAUCAUAACUUCAGGUGCAAGACCGCUGUUCUUCCUAGAUUACUAUGCAACGAGUAAGCUUGAUGUUGAUGUUGCAGAGAAGGUUAUCAAGGGGAUUAAGGUUGGGUGCCAACAAUCAGGUUUUGCUCUCCUAGGAGGGGAGACAGCAGAAAUGCCUGGUUUCUAUGCAGAGGGUGAAUAUGAUCUAUGUGGUUUUGCUUUGGGUAUUGUGGAAAAGGAUAAAGUCAUUGAUGGAAAUAACAUUGUUAAGGGAGAUGUCCUUAUAGGUCUUCCUUCCAGCGGGAGUAUUGAAGAAAAGUGGACUUUCCUUGAGUGA